AUGUCAGGUGCCAACGAUGCCGUCAAGCCAGGGCUACCUCAGCAUAUUCCCCUCGAGGAGUUCGAGAAAAACAUCCGAUACAUGGUCGAGCAGCUGACCUCGUCGGACUCGAAGUACGCCACCGCCCAUGAGAAGGGCUUCAAUGUUGUGCUCGUCACGCCGCCGCCCAUCCUGCUCAGCAUGACGGGCAACGACGAGCGCAUCCCCGAGCGUACGAAGCAGUACGUCGACGUUGUUGCCAAGCUCGCGGACGAGUUCAAGAGCAAGCAGAAGGAGCACGACAACUGGCGCAUCGGUCUCGUCAACAUGUACGACGCCAUCAUCGCUGCGGCCGGCGGCGACGGCGAGGAGAUGCGUCCGUACCUGGCCGACGGGCUGCACCUCACAACACAAGGCUACGGCGUCUUUUGGGACGAGUACACCAAGCUUGUGCGAGGCGAGUUCAAGGGCCGCGGCCUUGACUGGGACGACUGGAGCGAUCUCCCUCCCCGGAUGCCGAACUGGCAAGACGUCGACCCCAAGCAUCCCGAGCACCUGCCGGACCAGAUGAAGCUCCCUCCCAUCCGGGAAUCGGACGCGUUUGACAAGGAGGCCCGCGAGCUGGACAAGGAGCAGCCACCCCAGGAGACCAAGACUGGUAAGGGCUGCACGUAUCUUUAG
Trichosporon asahii var. asahii CBS 2479 is the source of this 660-nucleotide messenger RNA. RefSeq lists its product as uncharacterized. NCBI's taxonomy places the organism in Eukaryota, Fungi, Basidiomycota, Tremellomycetes, Trichosporonales, Trichosporonaceae. The transcript has 3 exons. Gene Ontology annotation, molecular function: hydrolase activity, acting on ester bonds. The record is from RefSeq and is a predicted model, not a curated record. The coding region runs from base 1 to 660 and encodes 219 amino acids.